AAUGGAAACUCAUUGCCCAAGGAUUUCGCGUGAGGUGGAAUUUUCCCAACUGUAUUGGGGCUAUGGACGGCAAAGAGAUACGGAUUCAGGUUUUGUAAGUGACGUUUCGGCCUUCCAGAGUACAGAAUUUUAUAGGGCAAUGGAGAGAGGAGGAAGCUGAUCUUCCAGCGCCUGCUCGUUUGCCACGAUCAGCAAUGGUGUUGCCACACUUUUUCGUCGUCGACGAAAUCUUCCCAGUGAAUCAUUAUUCGAUGCCGCCGCACCCUAGACGACGUCCCCUUGCAAGAAGGGAAAGAAUCUUCAAUCAUAGACUGUCUCGAGCGAGGAAUUGCAUCGAAGAUGCUUUUGGCAUCCUCACUGGAGGAUGGCGAAUUUUGCACACAGCCUUGUCAUUUAAGCUAAAUAAAUCGAUAGCAAUUGUGCAGGCAUUGAUUUGCCUUCACAAUUUCAUCCUUGAUGAUGAACUGCCCCGCAAAGAUGUUGAUCGACAGUAUCUUCGCCCACUCCGCUAUGCACACCUCAACCUCAGAGAUGUUCCACUUCGAGCAAGACAAGAAGAAAACGUUCCUGCAGGAAACGAGGAAGAAAUAAUUCCACCUCAUGUCAUCCAGCACCGUGAAAUGCUAACUGAUUAUUUUGUAUCGUAG
Belonocnema kinseyi is the source of this 647-nucleotide messenger RNA. RefSeq lists its product as uncharacterized. The coding region runs from base 195 to 647 and encodes 150 amino acids. The transcript has 3 exons. NCBI's taxonomy places the organism in Eukaryota, Metazoa, Arthropoda, Insecta, Hymenoptera, Cynipidae. The record is from RefSeq and is a predicted model, not a curated record.